Sus scrofa (pig) is the source of this 1998-nucleotide messenger RNA. It is a transcript of the gene ZGPAT, whose product is annotated as zinc finger CCCH-type and G-patch domain containing. Gene Ontology annotation, biological process: negative regulation of transcription by RNA polymerase II. Gene Ontology annotation, molecular function: metal ion binding; RNA polymerase II cis-regulatory region sequence-specific DNA binding; DNA-binding transcription repressor activity, RNA polymerase II-specific. Gene Ontology annotation, cellular component: nucleus. The record is from RefSeq and is a predicted model, not a curated record. NCBI's taxonomy places the organism in Eukaryota, Metazoa, Chordata, Mammalia, Artiodactyla, Suidae.
GGCUGCGAGGGCGGAAGCGGGGCGCGGGGCCGCUGGGGCCGCCGAGGCCGCCGGGCCGUCUGUGGCGGCGGCCGGGAGACCGUGCGGAGGAGGGCCCGGCCGGAGCGAGAGGGUCUGGGGCGUGGCGAGCUGUGGCCCCCACGCCUCCCCUGGGAGGACCCAGAACACCCACCCCAACCCCGCGGCCUGGCCGAACAACCAGCCCCUCCUGGCAGGAUGGACGAGGAGAGCCUGCAGGCCGCCCUCCGGACUUAUGACGCGCAGUUGCGGCAGGUGGAACUGGCCCUGGGCGCCGGCCUGGAUCCCUCGGAGCUGGCGGACCUGCGCCAGCUGCAGGGGGACCUGAAGGAGCUGAUCGAGCUCACAGAGGCCAGCCUGGUGUCCGUCAGGAAGAGCAAGCUGCUGGCCACGCUGGACGGAGAGCACCCAGCCCCGGAAGAUGCGGAGUACGUGGCUUUCCAGAAGGCCAUCGCCGAGGUGGUGGAGGUGCCAGCAGCGCCCCGGGCCGAAUUGGAGACUGUUCCUAAGGACGAGGCAGGGCCAGACCCCUCGGAGCCUGGAGAGGAGGAAGAGGGGGAGGACGAGGAAGACGCGGCCGAGCUGAGUGGGAGGAAGGUGAACGCCCCCUACUACAGCCCGUGGGGCACCCUGGAGUAUCACAACGCCAUGAUCGUGGGCACAGAGCAGGCGGAGGACGGCGCCCCGGGCGUGAGAGUGCUCUAUCUGUAUCCCACUCACAAGUCCCUGAAGCCCUGCCCCUUCUUCCUGGAGGGGAAGUGCCGUUUCCAGGAGAACUGCAGGUUCUCCCACGGGCAGGUGGUCUCUGUGGACGAGCUGCGCCCUUUCCAGGACCCGGACCUGAGCUCCCUGCAGGCCGGCUCUGCGUGUCUGGCCAAGCAGCAGGAUGGCCUCUGGUACCCAGCACGGAUCACUGAUGUGGACAGUGGCUACUACACGGUCAAGUUUGACUCUCUGCUGUUGAAAGAGGCCGUGGUGGAAGGGGACAGCAUCCUACCCCCACUGCGCACGGAGCCCACGGGGUCCUCUGACUCAGACAACAGCGACGCGGACGACCCCAGCUAUGCGCGAGUGGUAGAGCCCAGUGCUGCCAGCCCCGGGACCUGCAGCCCCGCCUUCGCCGGCUGGGAAGUGCACACUCGGGGCAUCGGCUCCAAACUCCUCGCCAAGAUGGGCUACGAGCUCGGCAAGGGUCUGGGCCGGCAGGCGGAGGGCCGGGUGGAACCCAUCCACGCCGUGGUGCUGCCGCGAGGGAAGUCGCUGGACCAGUGUGCAGAGAUCCUGCAGAAGCGGAGCCACGGCGGCCAGGCUGGCGCCAGCAGACCCCCGAAGCGCCGGGGCAGAGGGAGUGGGCCUGGGGGCCGCCCACCCCCCCGGAGCGUGUUCGACUUCCUGAAUGAGAAGCUGCAAGGCAGGGCUCCGGGGGCGCUGGAGGCCGGGGCAGCCCCCCCGGGGAGGAGGCGCGGCAAGGAGGUGUACCACGCCAGCAAGAGUGCCAGGCGGGCCCUGAGCCUGCGGCUCCUCCAGACCGAGGAGAGGAUCGAGCAGACCCAGCGCGCCAUCCGCGGCAUCCAGGAGGCCCUGGCCCGAAACACCGGCCGGCACAACGUGACGGCGGCCCAGCUGCAGGAGAAGUUGGCAGGGGCCCAGCGGCAGCUGGGGCAGCUCCGGGCCCAGGAGGCCGGCCUGCAGCGGGAGCAGAGCCAGGCAGACACCCACAAGAAAAUGACCGAGUUCUAGAGCCCUGCGCGCCUCCACGGCUCCCACUGUCCCGGGAGAGAGGCUGUCCUGCGGCAGCUGGGACUCCGCAAGAAGAGGAGCCCGCUCGCCCCCAGGCCAGACCCCUGGCGGCCUUCUUGCCAGCCGAGGGCAGGUUGUGGACACUGCCGAGUGGAGCCGGGGCUGCCUGUUGAGCCCACCUGUGUGUCUUGGGGAGUCCCCUUAGCAGGGACAUUAAAGUGACUUUGUCGGAGUGUCUUU